CGCUAAUCUCUUCUUCUUCUCUGACUGAGUUUUGAUAAUUCGUCGACGAUCAAAUUUCUGGAGAUCUGACUAACAAUUUUCUCUUAAUCUUCGAAAAGGACAUGGCAACAUUGGCACCAGGUCAUGCUGUUUCGUAUUCUUGGAAGAGGGGCGGCUGCAAUGGAGUUCCUUUACCAUAUUUGAUCCGACCUCGUAGGAUAUUUCCCCCUAUUGAUACGUUUCCCUUCUACAACGAUUCAUCUGAUGAUGAAGGUGACUCAUCAAUGAAUGUUGUUGAAUCCUCCACUUUGGACGACAAAGAUGUUUCGGCAGGUCAUUCAGACGACGAAUAUGUAGUCGUUGACAAAGCUGAAGCUAUUAUGACCAAUUCUAAAACAGAGAAACCAGGAGCAAUUCAAAUGAUGGAACUCUCAAAGGAUACAGUUGGUGAUGAUGAGUCUGGAGCCAAAGAUGCUGGAUACAGCAGCGAUGAGUGGGUGGUUGUGUAAAUUAAGAGGUGCAAUCAGAAUUUCAGUGUUCGAGUUUGGGGUUUUAGGACAAUGCAAUUAGUUUACUUUUGUCUCUUUGAGAUAUUUCUUAUCCGUUGACAUUUUUGUGAAG
Arabidopsis arenosa is the source of this 600-nucleotide messenger RNA. Lineage: Eukaryota; Viridiplantae; Streptophyta; Magnoliopsida; Brassicales; Brassicaceae. The record is from the annotation of a GenBank genome assembly.